Messenger RNA from Coregonus clupeaformis (lake whitefish), 2519 nucleotides. It is a transcript of the gene arl8, whose product is annotated as ADP-ribosylation factor-like 8. Lineage: Eukaryota; Metazoa; Chordata; Actinopteri; Salmoniformes; Salmonidae. The coding region runs from base 346 to 885 and encodes 179 amino acids. Gene Ontology annotation, cellular component: trans-Golgi network; cytoplasm. Gene Ontology annotation, molecular function: GTP binding; GTPase activity. The record is from RefSeq and is a predicted model, not a curated record. Gene Ontology annotation, biological process: intracellular protein transport; vesicle-mediated transport; protein localization to Golgi membrane. The transcript has 7 exons.
CUGGGGAUGGCGUUUGAAAAACACCGCAUCGGGGUUUACACGAACAGUCAGUUUGAGGAGGAUACAAAACUCACAGGCAUAAAUCUCUGUUUAAGGAAAACUUCGUGUAUAUAAAGUUCUCACAAGUAGCCUUAGCUAGCAGCUGGAAACAAGUCAACUCGAAGCGGUUAAUGUUAAAUCCUUAGCUAACUAACGUUAGCUCUGGGCCGCUAGCUCUCGUAAACAGAAUUCCAAAGGCACCAUCAUCAGGAAUGUUGAGUGUCAACGUAUUUUACCAGAACGCUAACGUUAGUUAGCCCUGGAUACGUCGAUUGUCCACCCUUUGCAGUUCAAACAACUGACGACAUGGGUCUUAUAUUUGCCAAACUGUGGAGUUUCUUUUGCAAUCAAGAACACAAGGUGAUUAUUGUCGGUUUGGACAACGCUGGAAAGACCACCAUACUGUACCAAUUUCUGAUGAAUGAGGUGGUCCACACAUCGCCCACCAUAGGGAGUAAUGUGGAGGAGAUAGUGGUGAAGAACACCCACUUCCUCAUGUGGGACAUCGGGGGACAGGAGUCUCUCCGGUCCUCCUGGAACACCUAUUACUCCAACACAGAGUUUAUCAUCUUGGUGGUGGACAGCACAGACAGAGAGAGGCUGGUGAUCUCUAAAGAGGAGCUCUACAGGAUGUUGGCUCACGAGGACCUGAGAAAGGCAGCUCUGUUGAUAUUUGCCAACAAGCAGGAUAUGAAGGACUGCAUGUCGGCGGCGGAGAUCUCCAAAUAUCUCACCCUCAGCUCCAUCAAAGACCACCCCUGGCACAUUCAGUCGUGCUGCGCGCUCACAGGAGAAGGCUUGUGCCAGGGCCUGGAGUGGAUGACCUCGAGGGCGGGACUAAGAUAGCCCCUUCCCCUCAUUGGACGUUUGACUGACUAUCUUUUCGCAUUCCAGCCUCUCCCUAUUAGCUGCUUUAAAAAAAACACAAAAAAAACAUACCUUUAACCUCAAGGCUGCACGGGAAGCAAGUGUUGCUUCUCUCCCCACUACAUCAACUUGACCUUACCUGGGUCAUGUUCAUUCGGCACCAAACGGAAGAAAACAAACCGAAAGAGGAAGGGACUACCUGAACUUGUCCAAUUAGAAACGCUCUUUUCCAUUGUCCAUUGCAAAAUGUUUUGCUACGGUGUGCUGUAAUGAAUACCACACUAAUAUAAGGGAGCUACCCUUGUUAACUAGACCGUCUUACUAAACCACAUGGACUCUUUGCUACCUGGAUGUGGUCAAGCUGAUGGUAAACCGCAGUAGAACCACAGCCAGAAGGAGAACACUUCUCCUCUAAGACUGGAAUACUAACAGUGUCCACUGGAAGUGAUGGACACACCAUCACCACUACAUAUCAUGAUCAUAUAUCAUAAUGCCAUAUUAGGACCUGGAUUGACAUUUGGGUCUCUUGAAUGUUGUGUGGGGCAGUGUUGCAUCAAUCAUGUAUUCAUUUGUCUGUCUAUUUUGAUGCCUACUAUACGGAGGCCUACACCAAACAGUGUCUACCUACUUGCUUUCUUAUGUUAGUCAGGUUAGCCUGUUUAUUCAGGUUAACUUAUUUAGGUUGGUGGAAAGGAAUGGGUUUAUCAUGGUGAAUAGGCACAGGGUAGGAUCAGUAACACAAUGGUAUUCUAUGUUGGUUAUAGUAUUGGAAGUCUGUUACAAUACAUGUAUUUUGGUUUAGGCCUAUGUGUGCAGGAUGGCAUAUUCAAGAUGUUUUCGCUACUUUUUUAUGAUUUUUUUUUAAUUUCAUGGUGAGUAGUCAUCAGGGCUUACUACACAUGGUCUCUGUCUUUCAUAAGAUGUAAAGGUGGUGGUUGUUCUGAACUCACAACAGGACUAGUUGGUACUGUAACCGUGGUUGGAGAAGUGAGUCUGGGGAUGUGUCCCAAAUGGCACCCUAUUCCCUAUAGUGCACUACUUUUAACCAGGGCCCAGAGGGUUCUGGUCAAAAGUAGUGCACUAUAUAGAGAAUAGGGUGCCAUUUGGGAUGCACCCUGGGUACAAGCCUCGUGAUGCUUGUUCCUUUGUGACUGUGGGAGCCACUGUAUUAUUGGGAUGGGUUCAAGAAAAAGACCCAUGGACAUGAAUAGUCAUAUUGAAUUUGACUUCUCAAGCAAAUGUCCCUGGAUCUGUUUUCCUAAGCACUCAUUCACACCGGAAACAAACUGAGUGCUAACUAGUGCUGAGCGAUCAACCAAAAUGUCGGUUAUUUUUAGGUUUUUAAAUAACUCAUUGACCGACGUAGGUUCAAUUAUUUGAAUUCCAUUUCAUUCUGGGUUUUUCUGUGAGCUCAAUGCACACAUUGCACAGUUUCUCUACAGAUUAAUCAGAUCAAGCCCGAACUGUGCGAUGUAGUAGGGAGUUGUAGUUUCCAACAGGCCAAUAUUUGACACAGCGCAGAAAACUCAGUAAUUAAUUACAAUGACCAUAAUCCAUUGCGUGCCUACUUGUCCGGUCUGUGUUUCUUUUACUCCUGCUAUGUUAGGUUAGUG